Lachnellula hyalina is the source of this 732-nucleotide messenger RNA. RefSeq names its product 2-dehydro-3,6-dideoxy-6-sulfogluconate aldolase. Gene Ontology annotation, cellular component: cytoplasm. The record is from RefSeq and is a predicted model, not a curated record. The annotation marks the transcript as partial. Lineage: Eukaryota; Fungi; Ascomycota; Leotiomycetes; Helotiales; Lachnaceae. Gene Ontology annotation, molecular function: aldehyde-lyase activity. The transcript is spliced from 2 exons.
GAUCCUAACAAUACCGGAUGUCUAGAUGCAGCAAUGCACGAAGCAGUUCCAGCUAUAGCAGCUUGUGGUGUUUCUCCUGUCGUACGAAUUCCUGAUAACCAGGGCUGUAUGGUCAAACGUGCUUUGGACUGCGGUGCUCACGCGGUCCUUGUGUCCCUCCUAUACACAGUCGAGGAUGCGAAGAGGCUGGUACUUAGCGCGAAGUUUCCUCCACAUGGGGUUCGUGGAUUCGGUGGUCCUUUUCCGCAAGAACGUUUCGAUCCAUCGAUGGGUGCCGCUGAGUAUCUCCAGCAGGCAAACGACGCCAUUCUCACAAUUGUCCAGAUCGAGACCAAAGGGGCACUUGAAAAUGUCGACGCAAUCGCUGCUGUUCCUGGUAUAGAUGUUCUAUUUGUGGGCCCGUUUGACCUGGGUAAUAACGUAGGCCACCCAAUUCUGGACGGGACGAUGCACGAUGAUUUGAAAGCUGCAACGACCAAGAUCUUGAAGGCAGUGAAUGCAGCAGGGAAGAAAGCUGGGAUAUUCUGUUCAAAUGGUGACCAGGGAAACCUUUUUGCUGACCAUGGAUUCCAUAUGAUACCUGCUGCGACUGAUAUACAUAUCUUGCAAGGUGGUGUGACGGGUGCUCUGGCUACGGCCAAGGGUACGGGUCCAGCUCCGAAGUUGACUGGUCGACCAGAUAUGACAUGCAAGAUAUUUAUCCAAGAAGGCGCUUGUCGAAUAAGUGGUUGA